Drosophila novamexicana is the source of this 1025-nucleotide messenger RNA. RefSeq lists its product as uncharacterized. The record is from RefSeq and is a predicted model, not a curated record. The transcript is spliced from 2 exons. Bases 177 to 1001 code for a protein of 274 amino acids. NCBI's taxonomy places the organism in Eukaryota, Metazoa, Arthropoda, Insecta, Diptera, Drosophilidae.
AUUAGUUGUAACAAAAUCGAAGCUAUUUGGUAGCUGUGAUUUUCGGAUUUGAGCACAAACAGAAACGUUGACAGCUCUUGAAAUAAAAAAAGCGUCUAUUCAAUGUGACAAAAGAAUACACUAGGUUAACUGUGCAAAAAAUCGCACGAAAAUUGUCAAACAAAUAACAAAGUUAAAUGAAUAUGCAAGCCACAAGCUCCAAUAUAGCAACAACAGCGAGUGGAGCCAGUGGCGUCAGCGGCGAGUCUAUGGCCACGCCGUUGCGGGCUUGCAGCACCAGCGGCUGUCGGGUGAGCAAAUAUGUGGAAGUGACCAAGCGCAAGUGCUCCCAGUUUGUGUCUGCGCCCUACAUCAUGCCCAAGCCGCUGGUGGUGAAUGGCAAGACAUCGAUUUUCCAAGUGGGUGGCGAAAUGGCCAAAAUGGGCGAUAUACCCUCUCUAUCAGCUGCAUCCGGAGGCGGCGAUGGUCAGCCCAUCUACCGGAUUAAGCCAGGCACACACGCGCACGUCAUAAAUUACGUGUUUAUAGACGAGGGCUCCGACUCCAUGGAGAAAGCCAAGUCGGAAGAUCAAGAAGCGAUGCGCAUGCUGCUGGACUCGCAGCGUGAGAGCGCCACAGCAAAGCUACAGAAAUUAAUAUCUACACACCGCGCCGUUGCACAGACGCCUGCUGCUGCCGCUCCAGCCACAGUGCCAACUACUCCAGCUUUAGCUGCUGGUGCUGCUGUGUCUAAUCUCGCACCUAUUCUAACACCCACCACUGCGGUGGCUGCGCCUGUUGCUAACAGCGUGAACGUGACUACUCCUCAGAUUCAUCCAGAUCUUUCCAUUGCCAGUGUGGAGGGCGCGCUGCCUUUUGUGGCUAAUCGCACAUCCGCCCCAGGAGCAACAGCCCAGCCAAAGCCAACAGCCGUGGACAAUAGCGUUGACCAGCUGCAAGCCGAGAUUCUCAAAUUACGCCGCACUGUUGCCCGUCUGGGCGGUGGUCGUGCGACAAAGUAACUUAAAUAGAAUUAAUGACAAAAC